AUGUCAAAGACUAUUCAAGAAAUGCUAGCUGAGAAGCUCAACACUGAGAAAAAUCAGCCAGUCGAGUAUAUCGGUACCGUAGAGGCAUACGAUAAAUGGGCAGAGGUGUACGAUACAGAUGGAAACUUCCUUCAAAAGCUCGAUACGAUCGAAAUGCACGGGCUUCUCCCCCGGUUCCUAGAGCAUGUGAAUACACAAUUCCAAACACAGGCAUCGGAUCAGCAGCUCAAGAUAGUAGAUCUGGGAUGUGGAACAGGCAGAAACACCAUCCAGCUAUUGAAAGCUAUAUCUACACAAAGAAUCAGCCCGGCGGCCUUCGCUGCGCAAGCUGAAGUUGUAGGAGUCGAUGCUUCGCCGGGAAUGCUGGAGGUUGCGAGAACUGCGAUUCAAUCUGCUACUGGUUCUGACGGACCGGAUAUACCAGUUUCACUGGAUGUUUUCGAUCUUCUCAACCCGGUUCCAAAUGCGAUGCUGCCUACUUCCCUACAAGGGUCUGGCGCAGACGGAAUCAUUUCUACACUUGUACUGGAACAUCUUCCUUUGAAAGAGUUCUUUGAAAAUGCGUCAGCGGUUAUGAAAUCUGGGGCGUAUUUUCUCGUGACGAAUAUGCAUGCGGAGAUGGGGGCGAUCAGUCAGGCUGGGUUUACGGAUCCGCAGACUGGGGUUAAGAUCCGGCCUACGAGCUAUUGUCACUCUAUUCCGGAGGUGCUAGACGCAGCCAAAGCGGCAGGAUUCCAAGUAGCAAAUUUGGUCGAAGGUGGAGACGCUGGUAUUUUAGAGAGAGCGGUGGAUGAGAACCUGGGAGAAGUGCUGGGCGCGCGGGCGAAGAAGUGGGUUGGGGUCAAAGUAUGGUUUGGAGUAUGCUUUAAGAAGGUAUAG
Penicillium pulvis is the source of this 879-nucleotide messenger RNA. Its product is annotated as class I SAM-dependent DNA methyltransferase. Bases 1 to 879 code for a protein of 292 amino acids. The record is from RefSeq and is a predicted model, not a curated record. The transcript is spliced from 2 exons. Lineage: Eukaryota; Fungi; Ascomycota; Eurotiomycetes; Eurotiales; Aspergillaceae.